Messenger RNA from Parnassius mnemosyne (clouded apollo), 1239 nucleotides. The record is from the annotation of a GenBank genome assembly. NCBI's taxonomy places the organism in Eukaryota, Metazoa, Arthropoda, Insecta, Lepidoptera, Papilionidae.
UUGACCAGCUUAAAUAACAAUUAUCUAACUACUGUACUCUUUAUUGACUUAUCAAAGGCAUUUGACUUCGUUGCACAUAAAACUCCUGUGAGCAAACUGGAAUCUCUCGGAAUCAGAGGACCCCCAUUAUUAUGGAUAUCAUCUUAUCUAAGUGGGCGUAAACAAAAAGUUGUCCUCAAAAAAAUAUUUAAUAAUGAAAUUAGUUCUAUUUCGUCUGAAUAUAGAGACUGCAGCACUGGUGUCCCACAAGGAAGCGUACUUGGACCCAUUCUAUUCAUACUUUACAUUAAUGACAUAACAGAAGUAACAAAACAUCAAUGGGCAUCAACAAAAUACAUAUUUGAAUGUGAUGGUUGUAGCAAAAAAUUUUCAACAAAAGACAUUCUCGCCAAACACAUUUCAUACAGUCAUAUGACGCAAAAGAACCAAAAGAACACCACUGCAGUUCGGACACAAGUUGAACAAACUCCAGUACCACAACUAACGGAAAUAUUUAAUUGUGAUAUUUGCGAAUUUAAAACAACUCAAAAAGGUCGCAUUUUGGCACAUCUUAAAGCGCACGUCGCUGAACAAGUGUGCUGUUGUAAUAAUUGUGAUUAUAAAAGUAUUAAAAAAGAUCGUUUGCAGAGACAUAUGAAAAUACAUACUGGAGAAAAACCUGUUUCGUGUCAUAUCUGUAAAUAUCAAUGCAUUCAAAAAAGUGAUUUGCAAAGGCAUAUGAAAAUACAUACUGGAGAAAAACCUUUUUCGUGUCAUAUCUGUGAAUAUAAAUGUAUAGAGAAAAGUAGUUUGCAAAGGCAUAUGAAAAUACAUACCGGAGAAAAACCUUUUUCUUGUCAGAUCUGUAAAUAUCAAUGCAUUCGAAAAAGUCAAUUGCAAUCACAUAUGAAAAUACAUACUGGAGAAAAACCUUUUUCAUGUAAUAUCUGUGAAUAUAAAUGUAUAGAGAAAAGUAGUUUGCAAAGGCAUAUGAAAAUACAUACUGGAGAAAAACCUUUUUCGUGUCAUAUCUGUGAAUAUAAAUGUAUAGAGAAAAGUAGUUUGCAAAGGCAUAUGAAAAUACAUACUGGAGAAAAGCCUUUUUCGUGUCAUAUCUGUAAAUAUCAAUUUAUUCGAAAAAGUAAUUUGCAAACACAUAUGAAAAUACAUACUGGAGAAAAACCUUUUUCGUGUCAUAUCUGUGAAUAUAAAUGUAUACAAAAAAGUAGUUUGCAAAGGCAUAUGAAAACACACACAUGA